CCCUAAGCUCUAUCUAGCAUCGGGCGCGGAUAACUGGAGGCGCAGCGCCGAACCCUCCGCGCCCAGGUCACCUCCCCAGACCUAGCCCGGCAGAGACCUGGGCUUCGGGGCGCAGGGACCGGACUCCGGGUCAGACUGCGAGCCCCACCCAGAAAAGAGGGCGCCGCCGAGAGCUGGGAGGCGGCGCCGCGCUCUGGAGGUCGUGUUGUGGGCGCCGUCCUAGUGGCGGGCUGCGCACGGCGGAGGGGACAUGCGGUCGGAGAAAUCCCUUACGCUGGCGGCGCCGGGGGAGGUCCGUGGGCCGGAGGGGGAGCAACAGGAUGCGGGAGACUUCCCGGAGGCCGCCGGCGGCGGCGGCGGCGGUGGCGGCGGCGGCUGCUGUAGCAGCGAGAGGCUGGUGAUCAACAUCUCCGGGCUGCGCUUCGAGACGCAGCUGCGCACCCUUUCGCUGUUCCCGGACACGCUCCUGGGGGACCCCGGCCGCCGCGUCCGCUUCUUCGACCCGCUGAGAAACGAGUACUUCUUCGACCGCAACCGGCCCAGCUUCGACGCCAUCCUCUACUACUACCAGUCCGGGGGCCGGCUGCGGAGGCCGGUCAACGUGCCGCUGGACAUCUUUCUGGAGGAGAUCCGCUUCUACCAGCUGGGGGACGAGGCCCUGGCGGCCUUCCGCGAGGACGAGGGCUGCCUGCCCGAAGGCGGCGUCGACGAGAAGCCGCUGCCCUCCCAGCCCUUCCAGCGCCAGGUGUGGCUGCUCUUCGAGUACCCCGAGAGCUCGGGGCCCGCCCGGGGCAUCGCCAUCGUCUCGGUCCUGGUCAUCCUCAUCUCCAUCGUCAUCUUUUGCCUGGAGACGCUGCCCCAGUUCCGUGCAGAUGGUCGAGGUGGAAGCAAUGGAGGUGGUGUGGGUAGAGGCUCCCCCGUGUCCAGGGGCAGUCAGGAGGAAGAGGAGGAGGAAGACGAUUCCUACACAUUCCACCCAGGCAUCACCCCCGGCGGCAUGGUGGCAGGGGGCUCAUCCUCCCUAAGCACUUUCGGGGGUUCCUUCUUCACGGACCCCUUCUUUCUGGUGGAGACGCUGUGCAUUGUCUGGUUCACUUUCGAGCUGCUGGUGCGCUUCUCCGCCUGCCCCAGCAAGCCAGCCUUCUUCCGCAACAUCAUGAACAUCAUCGACUUGGUGGCCAUCUUCCCCUACUUCAUCACCCUGGGCACCGAGCUGGUGCAGCAGCAGGAGCAGCAGUCAGCCAGUGGAGGAGGGGGCCAGAACGGGCAGCAGGCCAUGUCGCUGGCCAUCCUCCGAGUGAUCCGCCUGGUCCGCGUGUUCCGCAUCUUCAAGCUCUCCCGCCACUCCAAGGGGCUGCAGAUCCUGGGCAAGACCCUGCAGGCCUCCAUGCGGGAGCUGGGCCUGCUCAUCUUCUUCCUCUUCAUCGGGGUCAUCCUCUUCUCCAGCGCCGUCUACUUCGCCGAGGCGGACGAUGUCGAUUCGCUCUUUCCCAGCAUCCCGGAUGCCUUCUGGUGGGCCGUGGUUACCAUGACCACCGUGGGCUAUGGGGACAUGUACCCCAUGACAGUGGGGGGCAAGAUCGUGGGCUCGCUGUGUGCCAUCGCCGGGGUCCUCACCAUCGCCCUGCCUGUGCCCGUCAUUGUCUCCAACUUCAACUACUUCUACCACCGGGAGACGGAGCAAGAGGAGCAGGGCCAGUAUACCCACGUCACUUGUGGGCAGCCCACCCCGGACCUGAAGGCAGCUGACAAUGGACUUGGCAAACCUGAAUUCCCUGAGGCCACCCGGGAGCGGAGACCCAGCUACCUUCCCACUCCACAUCGGGGGUACGCGGAGAAGAGGAUGCUCACCGAGGUUUGACUGAUGCCUGCACGGAAGACACGGAAGUCCCUUCGGGUUUCCUUCUCACUCUCCACUGCUCACCCCCCAAGCUCCAGGUGACUUCCCAACUCCCUCCCCGACACCCGGUGGUUGGUGCCAGGACCACACGCCUGGACCGUCAGCCUUGUUACUUGACCCCUGCAGCAUCCAAGGUUUAUCCAUCUAAGUGACAUUUUUGAAAUUCUAACGGUGCCAUCCAUUUGUGCCCAUCUUCUGUCACAUGGAUGAGAUUUCCAUCUGACCUUCCUUCAAGACUCUGACUUUUCAUGUCUGGGACUUAGAAGAUCUCUAGGAAGAGUGAUGUUGACAGCACAGAAACCAGGCAUACCUGGGCCCCAUUUCUCCUGCAUCCUUGGCUUUGGGGCAUGCACCUGUCUUAGCUUGCGGCCACAUGGUAACUAGCAGAAGCUGGUGGACCAAAACAUGGCUCAUCCAAUUGUUUUCCUCCAGUGCCCUGUUCAUAGACUGGCCCUCUUGCAGAAGACCCUUGGGAGAGCCUUCAGCUGCACAGCCUCAAAAGCUGUGAUUCAUCCCUAAUCUUGGAUGGAAUUAGAGAAACUACAGUUACCCUUGGCCAUUUGGAGAUUGUGAGAGUCAGUCCUGGACCAAAGGGGCCAAUGGAUUUUUCCAGAUGUGACUUGGCACAGUAGACACCAGUCUUUGGUCCUGUCAUUCUGAUCUCCUGACUCUCUCUGGCUUCCAGGAAGGCUCCUUCACAGAGCCGAAUACUCUUUUGGUGCAAGUGCCUUCCUGCACAGAGGAAGUGGCAAAGGGGAACCACAGAGCCGGGAGAAACAGCUGAAUGGAAUCGAGCACCUGGCUCGACUGCUUAUCAGAAGAGAGGUGCCUCUCAGACGAUGCCGUGUCAGAAGGGCAGAGGAGCUAGCUGCUGACAGCGUAUUUGUCUCUCACACAUCCCCCAAUCCUCUCUAGCCACCGCCCCCCCCUUCCUGGAAAUCUGACUUAGGAUUGCAGUUGAAGGCUUUCUAUAGAGACUCCACCUUACACCUGCAGACAGGUCAAAGCACACAUUGGAUGCUAGCGUGGGUUCCCCCGCUCCCAUUUCCUGGGAGAUGCGAGAGGUGGUUUAGAAUAAGGAAGAAGCCUUAGUCUUUUGCUGACAGCUUCACGGUUAGAGGGUUUUUUUUGGCUGAGUUAAGCAAACAGUUGUGCGGCUCAGGCCCUGGGGCUGCAGCCUGUGGCUCUAACUGGUAAGGUGCCGGGGUGGUGGGAGUUACCACCUGGACCAAGCCAUCUCCUUGUAUCAUGAACCCCUCCUUCCCAUCCGCCCAUGUCCCCUCAUCUCUGUCCUCAUCACACUGUCAUUCAUGUGUUGCCUUGAUAAACUGUGAUGUACCGUUCUGAGCUCUCCCGGGUGCAGUUCGGAAACUGAAAGGACCAUUAACCUGUUUUUUCUUUCUUUUUUUAAAUUUUGUAAUCUAGGCUUGAAGACUCUUUGAUGAGGGUUUUUUUAAACAGUCUUUUCUCUAAGAGCCGCUGAUGAGGGAUGGCCUCUUGAGGGUUUUCCUGAGUGACACUGUGGCACCCGCGGGUGCCUGAUCUCCGUCUGCAUUUUACCACACUUUACAGGGUAGCUAGGGUGCCGCAGUUCCUCUCUGUGCCUCAGUUUUCCCCAUCCAUUCAAUGGGAACAUUCAUGUCUGACCCCCACCCCUGCCUCAUGCCCCCUGGGGAAGGUCCCGGGAAUGCCUCAGGGAGCCUAGGGGUGAUGCUAUGCAAAUGUGUGACUUUUCCGAAUGACUUCUGGUUCAAGACCCUGUUUCCCCAGCUCCCCCGGGCAAGGCCUCCCCCCUAGACUUCCUGCCUCAGAUCCAAAGCCCACCAACCAGCCAUUCUGGGCCACGUUAGCCCUGUCACUCCCUCCCUGGCCUCUUGAACUGCUCGUCAGUCUUGCUUCUUACCCUUCGGCAAAGAGGAGGCUGUUUGGAUGGAUUCAGUGGGAUCCUUCCAGGGCCAGACAGCAUCUCCGUUGGGAGCGUGGCGUCUCCAAACCUGAAAUGCCGUAGGAGAUGUUCAUGAUUCAGACACCUGCUCUGAGGUCCUAAAAUGCCAGUUUCCCCGUCUCUUCAGUUACCCCUGGCUGUUCAGGGCGAGGAGAAGGGCCCACCCAGAGGCAAAAGGGGUGCUCCCAGCGAGGGUAAGUGUUGGAGCGAGUAUGCUUGUGUCUCUGUGUGUACGUGUGCUUGCCCUCAUCACCGUUUCCUUUUCAAGUCAGAGUCUGCCCGAAAGUCAAGGGUUUAUGGAGAGCUGGGCUCUCCAGGGACUCUGGUUGCCAUAGCAACCUUCCAGACUGUUCUCUCUAUCUUCUGCUUUGGGCAGUAAGGAAGAGCAUGCGUCUACCUAUUCCCAGCUUCUGAAUAGGGGACACCUCCCCCAUAUUGGUUUAGGGGCCGGUGGCACCUGGACGGGGAUGCAUGCCCUUUGGAAGGUGGAGGGGGGAGAAGCAGGUCCCCAAAACUUCCCAUCUGGACCUUUCUUCCUGGUUUCCCCACCUGGUCCUUGCAGCUGCCUCGUCUCACCACGGAGUCUUCAGAAACUUGAAUACGAAGCAACUGCCAGUUAAAGCCCUGUUGAUAUGAUCUGUUUGGAAAUGGCCUCGGAGGGGACAGGCUUCUGGAGGGAAGCGGGGUCUCGCCAAGGGUCACACUAGUUUUAGUCCGCAACAGCCCCAUGGAGCGCUCACGUCCUCAGAGAGAGGCUCCUGCCAGCUCCUCUCCUUUCAAGGAACAGUCUAGCACCUGGGAGGAAUCCCAGAGGUGAUUCUCCUUGAGACGUCCAAGGAAAACGGACAGGCUGACCUGACCUAGUUUCUCUGGAAGAUUCUGCCCAUCGCUCUCCUUCUGCCUCUGAGCCGUUUGGUGUGGAUCUUGCUCCCUGAGCACCAAGGGGAGCUGUGCCCAGUGCCGCCGUGACAGCUGGGGUGGUGACUUCACAGCUGCCAGCAGAGGAACUCAGGCCAUCGUUACACCUGGCUCAGGCCCCACAGGAGCUCCCCGAGGUCUUCCUGGAUCUGGCAGGCUGAGCUGAGAUGCGGGAUGUGCCUCCUGCCUGAUCGGCCCCAGGAGAGGAGGGGACAGCUGGCCGCCUUUGCACCUGAGGGCUGGGUCUGAUGUCCGAUGUUCACCCACUCGCUCUCGGCUAAGAUGCAACGCCUCUACAGCUAGGCUCCUGUGAAACAAGCGUGCAGCGCGGACCCUGAUGAAAUCACAGUCUCCAGGCACCGCGUGGGGGCGUCGUGGACAGAGCGCGGACUUCGCUAUCGGACUGAACCGGUUCAAAUCCUCCUCUCACUCACGAGCGUUGAGACCUCAGACACCUUUCUCUCUACAACACAGGGACCAUGGUACUGACUUUACAGCACAACCGUGAGGGUUUUCUAAUGGAGCUGGGAUCUAUUUAGCCCAUGAGCAUUGCUCAGCAAAAGCAAGAAAUCUCCUUGAACAAAAUGAGCAAUAGCUGCUCUGUGCUUGAAUGCUGGAGCUGGUUUGGUUCUAGUUUGGGAAUUAUCGGGUGCCUUUGUGUUCAGAGCUGGGAGCAGAAGACAGGGGCUUCCUUUUGCCUGGUCUCCAGGCCCUGAGGGGGACGGCCCUGUGCAGAGCUCGGCUGUCACCCUGCAGCCCGUCAUCAUUCCUCUGAGGCCCCGGCAGCACAGACAGAGUGGGGGAUGGGGCAGUGUGUAGCAACUAGAAGAAGCAGGUGCCUCUCUUACUCCGCUUCCAGGCUUCGGAAGUCCAUUUAGCCUACAAUCCAAUUAAAGGCCUGCUCUUCGACCCCACCCCAGGCCGGCAGGAAGCCCGCUGGGUAAGGUCACAGGGAUGCACAAGUGGAUAGAGAUUCUUUUGGCCUGAGCACUUCCAAGGUCACUGGCAUUGGCCUGGUGGCCCCUGAGACAAUGAGCCUUUGAGAGGCUUCUGGAGCUUGGCUACAGGGGACAGUGGCUUGUGCCAGGUCUGCCUCGUGACCUCGUAGAAUGAAUUUUGCCAGCUGCCUUGAGAGAGCGCUUCUUCUGGUAGGUGUCUUUCAUGCCCUGAAUCACCACAUCUGAGCUCACUUCCCAGCCAUUCACCUGUUCCCAGGACAAAUCCCUAUGGAGCAGCCAUCUUUCCAGGGCCCGAGAGGAUCCUGCCUUUCUCUGUCUCCCCUCAUACCCCCAUCUCUUUGAGUCUCACACCUCCUUCAAGGACCACCCGGCACCUGUCCUGCUUCAUGAGGCCUCCAUAUGGGGGGACAGGCCCACUCACUGUGUCCCUAGAGGGGUGACCUUGUAUCGCUCUGCAAAUUACUGUGCUUCAGAUUCAAAUCCUUUCCACAGACACAGAUAUUGCCAGCCCCUCACCUCAAAGAGUUGACAGCCUGGUUGAAAAUGUGUCUUAACUUCAACGGGCCUGUCAUUUCCUUGAAGGCAGGGGCCUCUUCUCAUCUUUUCAGCCCCCAGCAGUGCUCUAUCUGGGAGCUGACAGUGAUGGCAUCGAAGAGUGGCAUUUCAAAGUAACCCCCCCGCCCCCCCCAAAAAAACCUGGGAGCUCCUGUUGUGGCCCAGCAAGUUAAGAACCAGACUAGUAGCCAUGAGGACGUGGGUUUGAUCCCUGGCCUCCCUCAGAGGGUUAAGAAUCCGGCGUUGCUGUGAGCUGUGGUGUGGGUCGAAGAUGUGGCUUAGAUCUGGCAUUGCUGUGGCUGUGGUGUAGACAGGUAGCUGCAGCUCCAAUUUGACCCCUAGCCUGGGAACUUCCAUAUGCCGCACAUGUGGCCCUAAAAACAAAAACCAACCAACAAACAAAACCCCAAACCCAAAGAACAUUUAUUAUCUCAGAACGUGGAGCCUUGAGGAGGGACGGCUCUGGGGACUGGGCGAUCAGGUGGCUCUUGCUCUGUCAUUAAUUUCAAAACUUAGGGGUGAUGACGGAAAGAUGUUAUCAGAAUCUGGGUUCUUGUUCACGGCAGUCAAAGAAUGAACUCCGCGAACACACAGGCAGCAAGCAAGCAAAGUCUUUAUUACAGGAAAGCAAAGAGCUCUCAGGGCUGCUGGGAGGGGGAGAAGAGCCCCCUUCUUUAUUGUCCUAUAGGGAUUUUUAUCUCUUAAAGGUGGGGGGAGGUACCAACGUGGGGUCCAGAAAAAUGUGAUUUUCUCCCAUUGGCCCUGCCCAGUUACCUCCAUCAGUCCUGGUCCAAUAGGGGUUCUAGGCGUGGAAAUGUCCCGUGGAAGUUUUAUGGUUUCUUUGUCCUUUUCUUUCCUUAGACUAAGUCACCAUUCCUCUCAUUCCUUUUCUAUCAGUUGAGGAGUGGGCUGGAGAGUUGUAUUCCUAUAGUAAACAAGGCCUGUGGGGAAGGCACAUUUCCUAUAAUAAAACAAGUCCAGUGGGGGUGUUACUCCCUGGAGCCCUUAAGCCACAAAAGUUAAUCAAUAUCCAUAUCAAAGACUGUAUCCAGCCCAUGUUCCUACACUGACUCCCCCGAGUUAAUAUCUUGCCUCCGGGGUUGAAAGAACAGACAUUAUUUUUGGGUUCUAGUUUUGGUGACCUGUUCAGCAGGUCAGCAGUUUAGGCUGGGCUUAGCCAAGGUGCAAGAUGCCCUCCUGUGCUGGGAAGAUGCGGAGUGGAGGUGGAGUGGGGCGGGCAUCACCAUCCUGCUGACCUCAGACGUGUGGGAUUCCCACACCCCAUGUCUCCUGGCCAUGCUGGCUCCCUUGACCCUCUCCAGGAGCCAGAGAAGCCCUCCCUCAGGCUGCUGGGACAGGUGGGAAGGAAGCGCAUCUCUUUCAUUCGUGGAAAUACCUGCAUCAAAUAUUCAGGGCUGCCAGGAAAUCAUCAAGGGGAGACACUGGAUCAAGUAGAGAGAGGCAGGAGGAAAAGCUUUGCCCACCAGCCUCCAUCCCUCCAGGCUUCCGUCAGUGCCCACCUCCCACCUCUGCUCUCUUGAGCACCUGUCGCGUUGAUAGGGAUUGAGUAGGAUGUUACACAGGUAGUCACGGAAGCAGGUAGAGAGGGAAACCUAGGGAAUUUGGGGAGACCACUGUAAGUUAAUAAUUGAAUAAUCGCUCAAGAAAGCCAUCAGGAGUUCCCGCUGUGGAGCAGUGGUUAACGAAUCCGACUAGGAACCAUGAGGUUUCGGGUUUGGUCCCUGCCCUUGCUCAGUGGGUUAACGAUCCGGUGUUGCCGUGGGCUGUGGUGUAGGUUGCAGACGCGGCUCGGAUCCCACGUUGAUGUGGCUCUGGCGUAGGCUGGUGGCUACAGCUCCUAUUCGACCCCUAGCCUGGGAACCUCCAAGUGCCGCAGGAGCGGCCCAAGAAAUAGCAAAAAGACAAAAAAAAAAAAAAAAAAAAAAAAAAAAAAAGAAAGCCAUCAGAACGAAGCAGGCUUACUGCAAAUAAAAGCAUGAGAUAUGCAUGAGAUAUGCCUCAGGUCAUUACCCUUCGGACCCAGGGCAGGCGUUUAAGGACUGCCCUUCUGCUGAUUUGAAUAACCACCUUGACAGUCCUAGUCUGCCCUUAUAGGGUCAAAAACUCUCUUACCAGAUACGAAGGAGGAGCUUCUACUGGAAGAAAGAGAAAGAGGUGGUCUUUUCACACCCCCACCCCCCUCGGAUUAUAAAAGUGUAGCCCACCUGAUCUCCGGGGGCAGAGCCUCCUCGCUUGCCUGCUUGCCUCUCUCACCAGUGUCUUAUCUCAAUAAAUCUAUUUCUUGCUGA
This is a messenger RNA of Sus scrofa (pig), 8586 nucleotides long. The record is from RefSeq and is a predicted model, not a curated record. NCBI's taxonomy places the organism in Eukaryota, Metazoa, Chordata, Mammalia, Artiodactyla, Suidae.